ACGACAACAACAACAACAACAACAACAACAACAACAUCAUCAACACCAAGGAGGAGGAGGUUUUCCCUGGUUCUCUUCUCCGACCCUGCCGGGGGUGACGAGCGGACAGCUUGGAUUCGAAAGAGGAUCGACUUCUUAGUUUGAAAGACCGAAAGCUCACUGAAUGAUUUUUUUUCAAUCAGCACUGUCUACUCAGUUAAAAUAAUGAAUUCUCCUAGUUUCACGCUACCUACUAUGGUACCCAGUAGUUCAGUCAUUAACAGCUCUGUCACCAGCAAUUUAGCAACCAAUAAUCCACCAACGAAGUCAGUUCUCCUGAGCAAACCUUUCAAGUGCUCAGAAUGUGGACGAUCCUUUGCUCAGUUGACUGACCUGGAAUUUCACGAGAUGUCCCAUGCUGCAGAACGCCCAUACCGCUGCGAACUCUGUGGGAAAACCUUUGCACAGACAUCAGCCCUGGUAAAACACCAGCGAGUCCACACUGGAGAGAAGCCUUACAAAUGCCCAGUAUGUGGUAAAACCUUCGCCCUUUCUUCUGGGCUCGUAUUGCAUAAGCGAAUCCACACUGGCGAACGCCCUCACACUUGCCCUCUGUGUGGCAAGAAGUUUAUUUCCUCAUCCCACCUGGCGUUACACUUACGGUCCCACACUGGGGAAAGAAAAUAUAAAUGUAACAUAUGUGGGAAGCUUUUUCUUCAGUCCUCUCAUCUCGUAAGGCACAAGGCAAUUCACAGCGGGGAAAAACCUUUCAAAUGUGAAGACUGCGGGAAGAAUUUUGGUCGAUCAUCACAUCUGAAGACACACAGGCGCGUUCACACGGGAGAGCGGCCUUAUAAAUGCACUCAGUGUGAGAAAGCUUUCACCCAGAAGGCAGGACUUAUUCUUCACCUCCGUCUCCAUACUGGAGAAAAGCCCUACAGAUGUGAUAAGUGUGGGAAAAACUUCCGUUCUUCUGCCCACCUCGUGUCCCACCAGCUCCUCGAAUCUGGGGAAAGGAACUUCAAGUGCUCGGUAUGUGGCAAGGCUUUCAAACAGGCGUCAUCGCUGAAGCAACACCUGAAAACCCACGAGAUCCGGGAACCUCACCGUUGUUCUGUUUGUAGCAGGGCCUUUUCCAGAUCAUCCUACCUUCAGCUUCACAUGAGAACCCACAGUGGAGAGCGGCCAUAUCACUGUAUGGUUUGCAACAGAACUUACGCAAAAAUGUCCACAUUUGAAAAGCACUGUAAAAAGCAUCAACAGGAUGAAGAGAGGCCUGAGCUUCGACCCAAAGUAAUGACCACGAGGGCAAAAGCCCUAGCUGAAAAGAGAAGACAAGAGCAGCAAAAGCAACCAACCAAUUGUCAGGAACGUUAUCAAUUUAAUUCUGAACUGCAGCAAGAAUUAAAGAAACAGUAGCAAUUUUAGGCCCCCAUAGUAGAAGGUGAUGGAUCUUAAGAGAUGAAAUUUCUGAGCUAAUCUAGUGUUUUCCCCCCCCCCAAAAUGACUAUGUUGGAAUUUUUUUCCGUUAUAGUAGAAAUAUAAAAGUGCAGUGUGGAACAUUUUCAAGGGUGCAUUUUUCCUUAAAAAAAAUAAAAAUAAAAAAACAAAAACAAAACUUCCCUGAUGCCACAGGCAGUGCAUAUUGUGCUCAAGCUAUGUAUUGUUUCGGGAGAGAGGUGCUAUCACCUGGAAGAAUAUUUGUACAAUUUCAGGAGUCCACCAGUUUCCCCAGACCAGUAUAGAAGAAUACCAAAUUCUCUGGAAUUUUGAGGGAAGAAAAAUACUCUUUCCCACCGUAGGUGAGGGGCUGCUGAUGAACAUAUGGUUUUACUUGUGGCAAAAAAAGCUAAAAUUUGACUGCUUCCAGGAAAUCUGACAAAAAUUACUCAGAUUAGGCAAAAUGAGUUUGACCUAAAAUGCUAGCUGGAAUUUGCACCUGAUUUUAAAGUUAUAUAUGUUUUUUUUUAAUUUAAAUUAGUAUAGAGGUGGUAAACCCACAUAUUGUUUUUAAAUAGCAUGGUCUUAGAAGCCCAAACAUGUGUGUGACUUUUUAUUUUAAAUGUUCCUGUGUAAUAUCUUCUUGCAUAUUUAAGUCCCAGCUACAUGCCUAAAAAGAAACAUUCCUUCCUCAUAAUACUUUUCAAGUGUAUCAUUUAGAAAAUUUUAAUUUUAUUUUAUCACUUUCUGGCUUUACUAUUAGCCAUUCUAAAAUAGUAGAGGAGACAAAUAUACCCAAGUUACGAACAUCUAAGGGGUACACCUUUCAUGGCCUGUCAAAUGGUGUUCGGCCCUGUAGUAAGAUUGUGUUCUGCUGAUCGUUUUAGUAAGAAAAUCAUGUCUGACAGAAAAUUUAAAACAGAAACAAUUAUCUUUUAGAUUUUUUUCAUUAUGUGCUAAAUUUUUAUCAGCCCUAAGCAACUGAAACACUCUUAGUGGAAAACAGUUUAUAUGAGUUUAGAAAUAUCACUUACUACUAAAUGGCAGGUGUGUACAAUCAGAGAAUGAUUUCCAUUUUCUUUGAGCAAGCGUGGUCCUUAUUUUCUAUAUUGAUUCAGAUUUUUCAAAUUAUGUAUAUUUUAUGAUGGAUGGAAACAUUUUGCACUUUAUUUGAAAUGGCAUAGUAUUCAUAUUAUUCCUGGUUCUCUAAUAAUUGCUCAUACAUGUAUGGGAUUGGUGGAUCUCUAAUUCCAAUCAAACACACUGUUUCCUUGACUGAAAUUAGAGUAUCAUAUGCUUAAAUAUCAAUAGAAUUAAAAAGUAAAACACUACACUAAUGGAGGGGUGAAUUUAACAUCAUUUUAGCCAUUAAAUCUAUAAAAAGAAAUCUGAUAAAGGGAUUCUGUUGUGAUAUUAAUGAGUACGGUUCAUAAACUUUAAGCAAAUAUUUUUACUGCUGAGUAAUGAAUGGAAUAAAA
Molecule: messenger RNA, 2897 nt
Organism: Tachyglossus aculeatus (Australian echidna)
Lineage: Eukaryota; Metazoa; Chordata; Mammalia; Monotremata; Tachyglossidae
Product: zinc finger protein 501-like
Exons: 2
Coding region: 205-1398 (397 amino acids)
Biological process (GO): regulation of transcription by RNA polymerase II
Cellular component (GO): nucleus
Molecular function (GO): DNA-binding transcription activator activity, RNA polymerase II-specific; RNA polymerase II cis-regulatory region sequence-specific DNA binding
Source: RefSeq, a predicted model, not a curated record